This is a messenger RNA of Drepanopeziza brunnea f. sp. 'multigermtubi' MB_m1, 1407 nucleotides long. NCBI's taxonomy places the organism in Eukaryota, Fungi, Ascomycota, Leotiomycetes, Helotiales, Drepanopezizaceae. The record is from RefSeq and is a predicted model, not a curated record.
AUGGCAGCCGCCGUCACCGCCAACCCCGUCGUGAAGAACGAGUCGAAGUCUGCGAAGAAGAAGAAGGCGGCCAAGGCGGCUGCUGGUGAGGAGGUAGCGGCUCCAGCCGCAGCUGAGGUUGCGCCUCCCAAUGGGGCGACCGAGAGCGCGAAUGGUGAUGGUUCUUACGAAAGCCCGUACAUUAAGGAGCUCUAUAAAAGCAUCCGUGGUGUCAACAAAAAGAUUACCAAUGCCUCAAAAGUCGACAGCAUCGUAGCUGAGAACCCCGACAAGUCUCUCGACGAGCUGGUAGCUUCGCGCAAGAUCAACGCCGACCAGAAGGCCCAACUUCUGAAGAAGCCCGCCCUCCAGGCAUCCCUCACCCAACUGGAAGAUCAAAUCGCACAGUACAAGAAGUUCGACCAGGAGUACAAGUCAAAGUUGCAGUCUGAGAAGGCCGACUUGGAGAAGACCUUCGCAGAGCGCCACAGCAAGGAGUUGGAGGAGGCUGUCAGCUCUGCCAAGUCCGAGGCCGCAGCAUCUGCAAUCCAGGAGCAGCAGGACAACCUUCUUCUGCUCUCGCAGUUCCUGAAAUUGGCUGCAAUCCGCAGAGGCGAGGAUGAGCUGGCCGAGCAAGAGGAGAGCAAGGCUUUGGAGGGUCUAUUGGCCCAGGUUUAUGCGGGCGACGCCAGCGCAGUGGCUGCCAUGCUGAGUCUCAUUCAAGGCUCUUCGGAGACUAUCAUGUCUGUCAACCAAGAGGCCCUCUCUGUUACCUACGCCGAUCUCAAGGCUGCUUCCCUCGCUCAGAUGCCUGUCGCCCUCCCAGAGGAGAGUGAAGCCGUUGAGACUGCCAAAUACCCGGUAGAAAGCGACCCAACUAUUCUCAAUGCAGGUCUUACCGAGCUCGACGCCCCUGCUGCUACCCAAUUGACCAACGGUCAUGCUGAGGCCGCCUACGACCAAGGUGUUCCCCAAAACUCUACCUUUGGUGAUGGAGCUGCCAACGCUGCUGCAGAGGCCAAUUGGGAUAACAGCAACGAUCUCUCAAUGUCAACCAGUCAGGAGUGGGUUGAGGUUCCUCGUAAUGCUGCCGAGACCGAUACUGGUAUUACUGCCACACCCGCUGCUCCUUCGAACGUCCAGAGCUGGGCUGACGACCACCCUGAGAGUCCGCCUGAGGUGAGCACUUCUUCCUCACUCACACGUGAACUUCAUUUAACAUCUCCCCAGCCAACCUCGACCCCACCAGUCAACGACGGUUUCCAAGAGAUCCAACGCACUAGAGGCGGACGAGGUGGCCCGCGCGGUGGACGUGGUGACGGAUACAGAGGCAGAGGUCGAGGCCAAUACCGUGGCGAUGGCUACCGCGGACGAGGCCGUGGCGGCGGUGGCGCUUCCCGUGGUGCCCGUCGCCCUGAUGAGUCCUAA